GGCCAUCCUAUACAGAUCAUCCCAUUGAUUCUAGCUGCUCUCCUGAUUCCCCCCGCGGUUCAUGCAUCUUGUCCAACGUAUGCCGCAUGGCUAGACGCUUCCAACGAGAUCCAUCCAGUUUAUUGUGCAGGAGUGCCUUGCAACAACCUCAAGGGAUUCGCCACAGUCGCCCUGUCGCCUGAUGGAACCUACCUGGAGGUCACGCUCCAAGUUCAAGCCACACCCGACUCGGCAGCCAUUCCUCUGUUCCUGCCUCCGGCCAUCUAUGGGCCGUACGACGCAACACAAGAGGCUGCAGCUGGUGUCGCUCCUCUUGCUACAUUGAGUGUUCCCAGUUUGUCUCUGGAUCAGAGUCUAUGGAGCAGUAGCUCUAGGAUCAAACCAGCUGAUCUUCCCAAGCUUAUGGAUGCUCUGCGUAACGGGCUUGCCUAUGUUAACGUGCCGACUGAUCGCGUUCCAACGGGAGAGCUAAGAGGGCAGCUUCAAGUUGUCACCUGCCUAGAAGCAGAACUGAACUCGGCGACAGCUUGCGCAGCGAGCAACCUUCAUCCUUACGCGUUUGCGAAUGUUCUGCUAAGUGCGGAUGAGAAGUUAUCAGCCACUCUCGUACAACUUCCUCGAGACCCUUCAAGGAGCAUCCCAACUCCAGUCUCGGUGGAAGUGACAUCCACGACGAGCGUUCGUCUAGCCACACUACAGACUCAGCAAUACUCGAGCUGCGUCAGCGGCUCCUUCUCGGGGCUCAAGGCUGAUGGGGUUACGCCAUGCUCUGUAGAUGAGAAACACACAUACCCAGCUGAAAUUAAUUAUGAUUCGAGCAUGAAUAAGGUUUAUCACGUGCUGUACAACUCUGCAGGGCCUUUCUUGAACAGCACUGUGGUUGUCAAAACCAGUGCAACCGGGUGUACGAGCCAGCUUGUCGGGCACUUGCUUCCUGCCACCCCGUGCAGGCGCCUCCUCCAGUUGCACGACAGCCUGUACUCGGUCGCCUCAAGCUACAAGUCCGAUUGGAUUACCAUUUGGUCUCUCAAUCAGGGGACAUUGCAAAAUCCUCAGACGAUCAAUCCAGACUUCAAGCAGACGCUCGUUCCUCGCUACUACGCGCAUCCCUACUACAUCGUCCAGGGAGAAAAUUCCCUCGCAGUAUCGCGGAGGUUCGGGAUGACAGUCGAUGACAUCUUGCGGCUCAACCCAGGCCUCAAGGACAUCAACAGCUUGCCCGUUGGCUCCACCAUCUGCGUGGUUCCCAACUGGCAGAGUGUCAUAGCUGGCAAUGGACAGCGGAUUUGUAUAUGAACGUGUAGAAUUAUCUCAAGUUAACAUCUAGUGUUGGACUUAACGAGCUCAUUUGCUCGAACAUUCUUUUCUAUGUCAGUGUCUGCAGACUUAAACGACUCUU
Messenger RNA from Guillardia theta CCMP2712, 1399 nucleotides. RefSeq lists its product as hypothetical. NCBI's taxonomy places the organism in Eukaryota, Cryptophyceae, Pyrenomonadales, Geminigeraceae. The annotation marks the transcript as partial. The transcript is spliced from 21 exons. The record is from RefSeq and is a predicted model, not a curated record.